Molecule: messenger RNA, 801 nt
Organism: Belonocnema kinseyi
Lineage: Eukaryota; Metazoa; Arthropoda; Insecta; Hymenoptera; Cynipidae
Product: regucalcin-like
Exons: 4
Coding region: 1-687 (228 amino acids)
Biological process (GO): L-ascorbic acid biosynthetic process
Molecular function (GO): calcium ion binding; gluconolactonase activity
Source: RefSeq, a predicted model, not a curated record
AUGACCAAUGAGACCACCUGCCAAGUUUCCGACGAUCAUCAUUACGAAAAUUACUUGGAAUUAAGGACAACGAAUACUGAUGGAUUCAAAUUGGGAAAUAUUAGCUCUUUGAAUGGCAUUCCGUUUUUUACAACAAGAAUUAGGGAAGUUACUUCGAGCAGUGGAUUCGUGUUUGGUUUGCGCCAAUUCCAUUUCGUCGAUGCUGGGAGAAAUUAUGGUGUCUUUACCUGCAGCUUUCACUCACAAAAAGGAACAUUUGGGAACGGUGAGGUCACCUUUACAUGGCCAAAACAAGGUUUCACUGGAUUUCCGCGUCGUAUGACAAUUGACACGGACGGUAAACUCUGGGUGCCUCUUUAUGAAGGUGGCGGAGUUAUUCAAGUUGAUCCACGCAUUAACAAAAUAUUACGAUUUAUUCCCAUACCUGCACGCAAAGUCAGCGCAUGCACUUUUGGAGGUCCUGAUUUUGAUAUUUUAUAUGUAUCAACAAUGUGGUAUGGUCACGUAAAUGAACAUGGACAACGUCAAAAGUAUGAUGCAGGUGGUUCAGUUUUCGCUGUCAAGGGCCUUGGCGUGCAAGGGCGGCCGCCAGGAAAAUACAAGUUGAGAGUAGAGAAUGUCAUUUUUAAAAGAUAUAUACCUUUCAGUAUAAUGUCCGACAUUGAACCGUCCCAUGGGGGGAAGUGAUUGGACAGUGCGCACACACCGGGCACAUUCGCGAUCUCCCACUAAUCCCCUCUAUGCGGUGGUUCUCCGCAACUAGGCUUAUGCCGGAUUACCUGUGUGUUCAGUCCAACCAUA